Messenger RNA from Enterobius vermicularis (human pinworm), 345 nucleotides. NCBI's taxonomy places the organism in Eukaryota, Metazoa, Nematoda, Chromadorea, Rhabditida, Oxyuridae. The record is from the annotation of a GenBank genome assembly.
AUGACGAGUACAUGUAGACCAACGGAUAUAGCUGAAGUUGCGGCAAAACAAAUCGACGAAAGUGUCAAACGAUUCAUGGAGCAAUACAGUUUGGAUAUCGACAAACUGGAACCUGAACUAAUUUUGGCUGGAGGUGACGUUGUGGAUAACGGUGUCAAUAAAGCUAUUGUUGACCAGUUUUCUAUGCAUAAAACUGAAAACAUCAUCGAUCCCAUUAGUCAUUGUGAAAUGUUAGUCAUUGUGAUUACAUUUGUUGUUGGCGUUUCCAACGUCCCUGUUUUCGUCGUUCAACAAGAUUCUUCGUCUUUUGUCCUUCCUUCAUCGACAACCACCUAUUCGUUUUGA